ACUGCCCGAAGACGAGCAUAACUUUCGAUAAAGACUCGUAUAGAUUUUAAUCAUUCUGCAUCACAAUGUCUCAUCAAACUGGUAUUAAGGCUAGUGACAAAUUGAAAGAUGUUUUUCGUGAAUGUACUAUAUCUGGUGAUAUUCGUUUGGUGAAAAUGGGAAUUAAGAAUGAGAAAUUGGAAUGUUUUGACAAAGUUAAAAUGAAGUCUUCUUGUUCAUGGCGUGACCAGUAUGAUGAAGCAGUGACGCCAUUACUUGAGGAAGACCAACCCUGCUAUAUGCUGUAUCGUCUUGAUACAAAAGAUCAAUGGUUGUUUAUUGCAUAUACUCCAGAUACUGCCCCUGUCCGCGAAAAGAUGUUGUAUGCUGGAACUAGAGCCACAGCAAAAAUGGAGUUUGGCGGGGGGUUCAUAUUGAAUGAAUUGAUUGGAACAAAUAAGGAUGAAGUUAUAUUGUCUGGAUAUGAUGAGCAUGUACAUGCUGCACGACAACCUCCACCUCUCACAGAUGCAGAGGAAGAACAAAAGUUAAUAAAAGCUGUUGAAAACUCCACUGAAAUCAAUGUAGGGACGCGACAUCAAACAACCCAGGGCUUGAGCUUUCCGCUAACUCAAGAUCUGGUCAAUGGCCUCGAAAAAUUCAAUCAAAGAGAGUUGAAUUAUUUACAACUGAGGAUCAAUUUGGAAAAAGAACUCAUCUAUUUGUCAUCUUCUGGUAACUUUACUAUCUGCGAGUUGCAAAAUGAAGCUCCUGUAGAUGAUGCAUACUACCAUAUUUAUCGAUUUGAUCACAAAUUCGAUGGAAAUGACAUGUCGUCAAUUGUGUUUAUUUACACUAUGCCAGGAUAUAAGUCACCAAUAAAAGCUCGCAUGCUCUAUUCUUCAUGCAAAGGAACACUCAUAGAUGAAUUAGCAUCAACAUACAAUAUCAACUUUGAUAAAAGGUUGGAGCUUCAAGAUCAAGCAAUUUCUGAGGAGUACCUUCUCACAGAAAUUCACCCACCUGUUCCGGAAAUGAAAGAAAAGUUCUUGAAGCCAAAGGCUCCAGGAAGGAGAGGUUCUCCAAGGAGAACAAACAGACCUGCCAAUGGAUCUACAUAAUUUUUGUUUGCAUAUGUUAUUAAAGCUUUAUAUCGCCAAUGAUUUUCUAAUAAUCAUUUACUCGCACAACGUGCACUUUGUGACAAAUUGUUGAUUGUAUAUUAUUAUUCAUAUUUGCAUAUCUGGAAGAGCCUAAUUAUUUAAUGAUCAAAAUCUUGAGACUUUACGUGUAUAAAAAAAUACAUGGUCAUAUAUACCGGUAUAGAAUGUCAGUUGCCAAAUGGUCGGUCCAGCAUGCUUAUAGCUAUUCAAACAAGGUAUUCUUUACAACUUACUCAUAAAUAUAGAAGUUUUCGGAAUGAUAUAUUUGUAACUCAGGCACUUAACGGAAUCAUCUGUGGCCCAAUGAUGAAAAUGAGAACUCCCUAGAUUUCUCUCUUGCCUGCCUCUGUGUUUUCAAUGUAUACCAACAUACCCCCCAUUUAAAAGAUUGUUAUUUUGCUCUAGUGGGCUGUGUGAAUUGGCUUCUUCUUACUAGCAAUAACCUUCACUUUAUUAUUUUCCACCAUGAAAAUUCCCCAAUGAACCAUACAUAGUUAGUAUGUGCAAAAAGCUGUAUGGUAUGACUCAGCUGCAAUGCCUUUGUAUGGAUAUGCUUCUAUUCAACAAAAACUUGUUUUCAUUCCUAUUGAUGAUGCUGCAAACAAACUGACGAAGGCGUGAUUCAAAGUUGAGUCGCUGUUUAGGUAUCUCAUGAAUUUUGACUUUGACUUUGCGGAUAUACUGACAUGAUUUUAUAUAUCAUAAUCAGAUAAAUCAAAUAAUGUACUGCCUUACUGCCUAUUUCAUCAUUUUAUGCUAAUUAUUUAUAUAUGUCAAGAACUUACAAUAAUGAUGCAUCACAUAUUGUCUGGAUUCAUCGAAUUGUCGGUAUAUGUAUAUUUGAUGUGUCAAUUGAAAAAGUAUGUUGAAUACGAAUACUAUAUUCAUUGUACAAUUACUAAAACUUACUAGCGUUUUUAAUUGAAGCUACUGUAAUUAUCCAUGACAUUGUACAGCUGCAUUCAUUGCAUACGUUGAAGUUCAUCCAUCAAUUUUAUAUGUUUGAAAGGUUCCAGUUGUAUCUAUAAACCUCAGCUUGGCAUAGCCUAAUGUGUAUGUGCACUGUAACGUAUGUUGUCUUUAUGGCAUGGUAGCCACUGAAGCACAAAACGACUUUGCAGCAGCAGCAUUUUAAAUAUAUUUAGAAAAUUAUCACCGCUAAUCCACUCUUAUCAUUAUUCUUCUGAUAUAUUAUUAUUGUAAUAAUUCGCUGUGGCCGCUGGCGACGGUUUUGAUUUUUUCUUUGAAAUAAAGAAAUCAUGCCCACUGCUGUUACAUUUUA
Messenger RNA from Styela clava, 2424 nucleotides. RefSeq names its product twinfilin-2-A-like. Gene Ontology annotation, molecular function: actin monomer binding; actin filament binding. Gene Ontology annotation, biological process: barbed-end actin filament capping; positive regulation of neuron projection development; regulation of lamellipodium assembly. The record is from RefSeq and is a predicted model, not a curated record. Lineage: Eukaryota; Metazoa; Chordata; Ascidiacea; Stolidobranchia; Styelidae. Gene Ontology annotation, cellular component: myofibril; cytoplasm; actin filament.